Molecule: messenger RNA, 1682 nt
Organism: Coffea eugenioides
Lineage: Eukaryota; Viridiplantae; Streptophyta; Magnoliopsida; Gentianales; Rubiaceae
Product: splicing factor U2af small subunit B-like
Exons: 5
Coding region: 103-1179 (358 amino acids)
Biological process (GO): mRNA splicing, via spliceosome
Cellular component (GO): spliceosomal complex; U2AF complex
Molecular function (GO): metal ion binding; pre-mRNA 3'-splice site binding
Source: RefSeq, a predicted model, not a curated record
ACCAAGGAGAUUCAUAAAGCCAUCAAGACCGAAAGAAAAUUGGGAAAUCCCGACUCGAGAAACAUAAACCCUUUUGCUUCCUCGUACUAUUAGUAAGUGGCAAUGGCGGAGCACUUAGCCUCGAUAUUUGGAACAGAAAAAGACAGGGUAAACUGCCCCUUUUACUUCAAGAUCGGAGCCUGCCGCCACGGCGACCGUUGCUCCCGACUCCACACCAAGCCCAGCAUUAGUCCUACUCUCUUGCUCUCCAACAUGUACCAGAGGCCCGAUAUGAUCACCCCUGGUGUUGACCCUCAAGGCCAGCCCCUCGACCCUAAAAAAAUCCAACACCAUUUCGAAGAUUUCUACGAAGAUUUAUUCGAAGAGCUCAGCAAGUACGGGGAGAUUCAAAACCUCAAUAUCUGCGAUAAUUUGGCGGACCACAUGGUGGGCAAUGUAUAUGUGCAGUUUAGAGAGGAAGAUCAUGCGGCCGCCGCGCUUCAGAACCUCAGUGGGCGAUUCUACGCAGGCCGUCCAAUAAUCGUGGACUUCUCCCCAGUGACGGAUUUCCGUGAGGCUACUUGUAGGCAGUAUGAGGAAAAUGUUUGCAAUCGAGGUGGCUACUGCAAUUUUAUGCAUCUGAAGAAGAUAAGCAGAGAAUUGAGACGCCAGUUAUUUGGGAGGAGUAAGAGGAGGCGCAGUCGAAGUAGAAGUGCUAGUCCUCAGCGUCAGUUCAACUAUGGGGAGCGUUCGCGGGGUGGUCGUGGUUUUCCUAGAAGAGGUGAUCAUCUCUCCCAUGAAAGGAGCAGGAGGCCUAGAAGUAGGAGUCCUGGCCGAAGGGGUGGACGAAGCAAAAGCCCUGGGGGAAGGAGAAAUCGGAGUCCUAUUAGGGAGGGAAGCUUUGAGAGAAGGGCAAUGAUUGAACUAUGGAACAAGGAAAGGGAACAGGAGGGGGGUUUCACUAAAAGUUAUAACAGCAGUCCUGGGGAGAGGAGAAAUAGGAGCCCAACUAGAGAAGGCAGUGCAGAGAGAAGGGCAAUGAUUGAGCAAUGGAACAGAGAAAAGGAGCAGGCAGAAUCUGCAAAAGGUAGCAGCAGUUUUAUCACCAAUAAUGGCAGUGGUGGUGGUGGGAAGACGGAACAUUCAUCCAAUGAUGAAUAUCAGCAGCAUCAAGAGGAAGAUGGAAAUCAUGGUUACUGAUGUCGUUUUUCCUGUCUAGGAAGCAAGUUAUGCAGACUAGAAGCAUUUCAAGUGAAGCAAUAUCAAUCCACACCAUGAGAUUGUUGUUUUUUUUUUUUUUUUUGAAACAAACUAAAACAUGAUCCUUGCUGUAUCAUUAAGCAUUUUUUAGGAAUGUUCUUGAUUCAAGUCAGUGGUCUAUACAAAUAUCCUUGGUGAUGGUAGUAAGCGGGCUUGCUUUCAGCUCAAGGAUGUAAAUUGAUGGUUAUUAGGUGAUUUACUCGCGGUCGUGUGAUUCUUCCGUACGACUCCGUUUUAGUCAACCAAAUAGCUGAAACGGUGAAGUAUAAGGUGAUUUGCUUGCACGAAUGCGAUUCUUCUGUGUAACACCUUUCCAGUCGUCCAAAUAGCUGUUUGUGUAGACGUGUACUGCUAUAUGUAUGGAUAUAAGAUAUUUGUCAACCGCUUACAUUUGUUCUAUUUGUUUUGUUUGAAAUAUCAGUAGUGUAUGUUAUAUGCGGGUU